CCGGAAGCAGCCGUUACAUACAAUUUCAUGUAAGAUAAUUGUGUGUGCGUGCAAUUAUCAAGAAACAGGCCAUGGUUAAAGUGACGCGUGUUUAAAAUAGCGGAGAGAAACGCGUUUAUGAGUCACUAAACACUUAAAAGUGUAUGUCUUCGUGAGAUUAGUUCAGCGGUGUUGCUUGCGACACCUCACAAGAAGGUAGAGCACAUGAGACCCAGAUUUGUGCUCCUGCAGACCCAGUUACAGCGAUGGUGGGUUUCGACCCAAACUCGAAAAGUGGGGCCCUCUCAGCGGAGACGGCGGCGCUGGCAGGAUCUGCUUCCGGCAUGGUGACCCGAGCCAUGAUCAGCCCCUUUGAUGUCAUCAAAAUCAGGUUCCAGCUGCAGAUUGAGAUGCUGUCAUCCCAAAACCGAAAAGGGAAAUACUGGGGACUUCGGCAAGCAGCCCAUCGGAUCCUGACUGAGGAGGGCCUCCCUGCCUUCUGGAAAGGUCACGUUCCUGCACAGUUGCUGUCUGUCUGUUACGGAGCUGUGCAGUUUGUCAGUUUUGAGUUUCUGACGGAAGUGGUGCACAAGAGUACUCCCUACGAUAGCCAGACCCCCAGCAUGCACUUUGUGUGUGGCGGUCUAGCAGCCUGUACUGCCACUGUCGUCUGCCAGCCAUUGGACACUCUACGCACCCGCUUUGCUGCACAGGGGGAGCCCAAAGUGUAUCGUAACCUAAGGCACGCAGUGUCCAGUAUGUACAUGAAAGACGGAAUCCCAACCUUUUAUCGAGGCUUGACACCGACCAUGAUUGCAGUCUUCCCCUAUGCUGGCUUGCAGUUCUUCUUCUAUAACGUCCUGAAGAGGAUCAUGUUGGGACAGCCCAGUGAAGUGAGCUCCAAAGGGAGCUUUCGAGGUUUGCUGUGUGGCAGCUGUGCUGGAGUCAUAAGCAAGACCAUCACCUACCCCUGUGACCUUCUUAAAAAAAGACUCCAGGUUGGAGGGUUUGAGGAAGCCAGAGUCCAAUUUGGGCAGGUGCGGUCAUACCGGGGUUUGAUGGACUGUGUUGCCAGGAUCGCCCAGGAGGAGGGUCCACAGGGCUUCUUCAAGGGCCUGUAUCCAAGCCUAGUAAAGGCUGCACUUGCCACUGGCUUCACCUUCUUCUGGUAUGAGUUCUUCUGCAAUCUCCUGUCCAAUGUGGAGCCAAGGCAGUGAGGACUGUCUGCAUUAGGACAGAUGGACGGUAACCGACGAAACGACAUUGAAAGAACAGAUUCGUACGGCAGGUUCACAAGGGGCCAUCUGCACAAGGAACAAAAAGAAGGGUCAAGGAUUUGGUUACAACAGAGAUACAUUGCUCCAGUCUUUCUCACACACACCUGGUUCCUG
Molecule: messenger RNA, 1370 nt
Organism: Scleropages formosus (Asian bonytongue)
Lineage: Eukaryota; Metazoa; Chordata; Actinopteri; Osteoglossiformes; Osteoglossidae
Gene: slc25a19
Product: solute carrier family 25 member 19
Exons: 7
Coding region: 246-1196 (316 amino acids)
Biological process (GO): transmembrane transport
Source: RefSeq, a predicted model, not a curated record